UACUCUUCGAUUAGACUCGUUUCCAUUCAAUUACACAAGACUUUAAAAAUGUUGUGCAUUUUUCCUCUACUUAUUAUUGCAUAUUAUCCGGUCGCGUCCAUCAUAUUGCCAUAUGGUUUUAAGUUAGAACUCGUGCAAACGUUAUUCAGGCAUGGCGAUCGUACACCAAAUAGUCCUCAGAGUUAUCCAAAUGAUCCGUAUAAUUCUUCAAAUUACGAUAUCUACGGUUAUGGUCAAUUAACAAACGAUGGACGAAAACGUAUGUAUGAAUUAGGUCAAAUGUUUAAACAACGAUACGGAGAAAUUCUUAGUGAAACAUAUAAGCCUCAAGAUAUUUAUGCUUAUAGUACAGAUAUAGAUCGUACCAAAGCAUCUCUGCAAUUGGUCCUUGCUGGUCUCUUUCCUCCAUCACCACAAGAAACUUGGAAUUCACAACUGAAAUGGUUACCAUUUCCAACUUACUACAAUGAUGCGAAAUUCGAUUUUCUUUCAACAACAUAUUAUUGUACCGAAGUUGAACGAGCUCAUAGAAGAGUUGUAUCAUCAUCCGAAGUGCAAAAAAAACUGCUCAACUACAAAAAUUUUCUCGAAUAUAUUUCUCAGAGCACUGGUCUUCCAUUGGAUCCUAACAAUGGACUUCAUUUAUUUAACGCUAUUCGAGCACAAAGAAAUUUAAAUUUACCGUAUCCUCCUUGGUGCUCAGAUCAAGUCUUUGAACAACUUAAAGAAAUUGCAGCAUUUACAAUUGAAACUUACACAUAUACAAAUGAAUUGAGAAGUUUAGUAGCUGGACCAACCAUAAAACGAUUUUUAACAAAUAUCGAAAAUAAUGAAUUAAAAACUGAUAAAAGGAAGAUGUAUCUGUACAGUGCUCAUGAUACGAACAUUAAUACGAUAUUGGGAUCAUUUAAUUUUUAUCAAAACAUCCCACUUGCUGAUUAUGGCACAGCAUUAAUAAUUGAAAAGCUAAAAGGACAAGACGAAAAUACUUAUAUUAGAUUACUUUUGUAUUCAAGUAUCGAUAAGACUUUAACUCCGUUAGUAUUAAAAUCAUGCACUGAAAUAUGUCCGCUAUCAAUGUUCAUAAAUAUGAUGAAUAAAAUUGCUCCUGACAAUCCUAAGUGUCUAUACGCAAAUGCCCGAAGAAACGUUGAACAUCUUAUUAAUGGGACAAUAAAAAAUGAUGAUUAUAACAAAUUGAAAUUGAAGUACAAAUAGUCAAAUAUGUA
Ceratosolen solmsi marchali is the source of this 1229-nucleotide messenger RNA. Its product is annotated as venom acid phosphatase Acph-1-like. Gene Ontology annotation, molecular function: phosphatase activity. Gene Ontology annotation, biological process: dephosphorylation. Lineage: Eukaryota; Metazoa; Arthropoda; Insecta; Hymenoptera; Agaonidae. The record is from RefSeq and is a predicted model, not a curated record. The transcript has 6 exons. The coding region runs from base 49 to 1218 and encodes 389 amino acids.